AUGCUGAUCACCCCUCGAACGUAUUUUGCCUCGCAAACGCCAGAUCAAGGAGCGGCUGUCUCCCGUAAAGAGGGCGCAUCCCACUUCCACACGCUUACUGGGUGGCGUCAGAAUACUGUGGAUAGAGAGCCAGCAGUAGAUAUGCUACUGAUCCACCAAGUUGGCAGCGUGCGCGUGGGUGAUGUUGUCAGAUACACUGUGACAUAUACACCAGCGUCUGAUCCAAUUUUGCCUAUACCAUCUGAACUACACGUCAGGGUCAAAAACACAUCUGCAAUUCCGCUCCGAGCCGCAUACCUCCACGGCCCGUACACUCUUUACGCAGCCUGUUACCCGUCUAAAUUUGACCCCAACAGCAAAUAUGACCGACAAGAAACCGAUGGAGCCCCACAGUUUGAGCCCUACCUCAAGGCAGGGGGCAACUGGGAUGCAACCAUCAAGAUGCCGACAUGCUUUGGGGACUCACACAGUCUCGCUGCUGGUCAAGUAGGACCAAAUGGAGACUUGAGUAUGACCUGGGUGAUUGAGAUCGUGUCCCAGGUGGUAUUUUCGAGUAGUGCAGCAGUCCAUUUUGAAUUGCUGGUUGCCCGUGAUGCUAAAUCUUUGAAUUUUUUCUCAUCCAAUGGAUCAUCGACUGAAAUGGGGCCCCCGGCCAAAGUGUCUGAUCACUGGACCCCCGAGACACAGGGCCAGCAGGUGCUUGCCACGAAUGGGGUGUACUCUAAAUCUAUCACAUUGCACGUUGAUGACACCAGUAGUUUGUGGAACAGUCCCGCUCUACCCUCAAAAACCCAUACUACCGAUAAUCUACCAAAUGCUCAGGCUAAUAGCCGUGGCUCCACAGCAGAACCUCAAUCUGUAGGAGAUGAAACUAAGCUCCCACCCAAAAAACAACAAAAAGAGCGGAUUCAUCUGGUGGUGAUCACCCAUGGAUUGCACAGCAAUCUAGGGGCAGAUAUGCUAUAUCUCAAGGAAAGCAUCGAUGCCGCUGCCAAAAAGCUGAAGGAGCAGACCAAGAGCCGUGAAAGUAAUGAUGCAGAUGAACAGAUUAUUGUUCGCGGCUUUUCGGGCAACGCCGUUCGUACUGAGCGUGGAAUUCAAUAUCUCGGCAAACGAUUGGCAAAAUACAUCCUGUUGAUGACAUAUCCUGAUCAGCCUUAUUUUCCUCUCAAAGGCUCGAAAUCAAAGUUUCCACGUCCUUUCAGUCCUCGAAAUGAACAGCUUAGAUCCUCUCUAGAUCCACUCUCGUCAUCGGCUCAAGGCGAGCAUGGAGAUGAGUACGUGGAAGACCAUGCAUACGAAAUCACCAGCAUCAGCUUCAUCGGGCAUUCCUUGGGUGGACUAGUUCAAACAUACGCAAUCGCAUAUAUUCAAAAACAUUCACCCCAAUUUUUCGAUCACAUCCAACCAAUCAACUUUAUUGCUCUUGCAACGCCCUUUUGGGCCUCAGCAACGAAAACCCCAUUUGGGCGAACCGGACAGGACCUUGGGCUUAGUUGGACAGCUCCGAAGGUACGCAGUGGCUGGGGGGCCAUUAUCGGUGGUCGAGGAGAUCCAUCAAAGGACCAAAGCAAUGUAGAACCGGGCACAAAGCCCCUUCUACGAAUCCUACCUUGUGGACCCGCUCAUGAAGUCCUUCAGAAAUUCCAUCAUCGGACUGUCUACUCCAACGUGGUGAAUGACGGUAUUGUUCCACUCAGAACAUCUAGCCUUUUGUUUCUGGACUGGAGAGGCCUUGACCGUGUUGAGAAGGCGAGAAGAGAUAACGGAAUCGUCGGAACAAUGGCUGAAUGGGGCUGGGCGGAAUUGACUGGGGCAAAUUCAAAGUCACCACGUCUUAAUCGCUCUGAAAUCACGGAUCUGGGCACCGGUGAACAAGCCUUGCAAGAGCAGGCAGAUCUUGCUUUGGAAGAGCCAACCUCUCCAAGCCCAGCUCAAUUCCUCGCCCAUAGCAGGCAUUCCUCGCACCAAACUAGCAACACUGCGGAAACUAGGUCAAAUGAGAAUGUCCCAGGUAGCAACACCUCACCAGGUGCCUUGAGCACUUUCCUCUCCCUCUUUCGCCCAAAGGAGACCAAAAAAUCCCCCAACAGCAAGCAUGCAAGAAUAUACAAACGCAGCCAGACCCUCAGCUCCUUCGACGAUAAUGGAACUAUAAAACCUGCUGUCCGUGGAAAUUCUCUCUUUGAGGAGGAGGGAGGUGUAUAUACACCCCCUAAGACAACAUUCUUUGAAUCAGCCGGUGACUUACUGAUGCCGCCUCUGCCUCCUACCGACUUUAUCCUGGAUCCUACUGCGCGACCUCGCACCAUAUUUCAUGACCGCAUCUACCACCCUGAGGAUAUACCGCCUCCCCUUCCAGUGAAACGGCGCACGUUGGCAUUUGGUCCACUUCAAAACAAGCAUUCAAAGGUAGCGCCUGCUACGGCUACUCCUCUACCAACUAGCUCUGGCUCCAACUCCACGUUAAAUUCCAACGUCAAUGGCGCCCAAAGUGGCCUGAAAGUCGAGGAGAAAAUUGCGCGAGCCUACCAUCGUGAUCUCACUUGGCGCAAGGUACUUGUUCGGCUCGAGCCAGACGCCCACAACAACAUCAUUGUACGGCGCAUGUUCACUAAUGCAUACGGAUGGCCUGUUGUGAAGCACCUUGUCGACGCACAUUUCAGCCACUCCCCUACAGUAGAGAUAGAUGAUGUAUUCAAGGGCAAUGCAGAGAGAGCCAAAUCUCUGGGAAUUGCACCUACCAGCUCUGGAGACGAGAUUGAGGGUGAAGCUGAUAUUGAAGAGAGGGAUUCAAAUAAGAGUGAGUGGACUGUUUCUGAUCCCACAGCUAGCUCAUCCAAGCCUAUUUCGCAUACCUAUACAGAACACCUCGAAGAUGAAUCCUAUGAGGUGGCUAGUAUCAAUGGAAAAUCCCGUUCUCCUGGAGUGUCUAGAGAGAGCUCUGUUCAAUGGACGGAUCGCGAACUCGACGAGGAUGAUGAUUGUGAAUCCGGGCUUGAUGAAGAGGGUGAGGAUGCGGGCUUCCGAUGGUCAACAGCUCCUCGGCCAUAA
Messenger RNA from Penicillium taxi, 3054 nucleotides. RefSeq names its product lipase ROG1 family protein. Lineage: Eukaryota; Fungi; Ascomycota; Eurotiomycetes; Eurotiales; Aspergillaceae. The transcript has 3 exons. The record is from RefSeq and is a predicted model, not a curated record. Gene Ontology annotation, molecular function: monoacylglycerol lipase activity. Bases 1 to 3054 code for a protein of 1017 amino acids.